AUGGGUCUUGUCUUCAGCUCCUUGUGGAACCGCCUCUUUGGCGCCUCGGAGCACAAGAUCGUGAUGGUCGGCCUCGACAACGCUGGGAAAACGACGUUGCUGUACAGGCUUGCGCUGGGCGAGGUGAUCGAGAGCAGUCCGACGGUGGGCUCGAACGUCGAGGAGGUGGCGCACAGAAACGUGCGCUUCCAGGUGUGGGACCUCGGAGGGCAGGAUAAGCUGCGCAAGGUGUGGGCGACGUACUACGUGGGCGCGACGGCGGUCGUGCUCGUCGUCGACUCGAUGGAUCGCACGCGGUUGCCCACGCUCAAACAGGAGCUCGACGCGCUGGUGGGGAGCGAGGCGCUUGCGGGUGCGGUGCUGCUGGUCUUUGCAAACAAGCAGGACCUGGCGGGGGCGAUGACGGCGGUCGAGAUAACCGAGUCGCUGCAGCUGCACGGGAUCAAGGACCACGGCUGGCAGAUACAGGCCUGCUCGGCCACCACGGGCGAGGGGCUCUACGAGGGGCUCGACUGGCUGACACAUGCGCUCAAGAACCCGGCGAGAACAUGAGCAGGGCGGGCUGCACUCGGCCCUGGCGACACCUCUGGCGCAGGUCGCAGAGGUGAGACGGCGCGAUGGACGUGAGAUGUGUCCACGGAGAGGCUCGACGUUGGUAUCCCUAUCCCUGUCCUGACUCCUGAGCGGUCCUGUGCGCUCGCCGUGGGCCUAUUUCUCGGUGUGGCCCCGGGCGCCCUCGCGCCUCGGGCCCCGCCUCCGUCCGUCCGAGGAGAUUGGGCCCGCACUCCGCACCUCUCGUGCAGCUAAGCUUAAAUAUAAAGCGCAGACAGAACA
Messenger RNA from Emiliania huxleyi CCMP1516, 834 nucleotides. It is a transcript of the gene ARL5, whose product is annotated as ADP-ribosylation factor. The coding region runs from base 1 to 552 and encodes 183 amino acids. The transcript is spliced from 2 exons. Gene Ontology annotation, molecular function: GTPase activity; GTP binding. Gene Ontology annotation, cellular component: trans-Golgi network; cytoplasm. Lineage: Eukaryota; Haptophyta; Isochrysidales; Noelaerhabdaceae. Gene Ontology annotation, biological process: vesicle-mediated transport; protein localization to Golgi membrane; intracellular protein transport. The record is from RefSeq and is a predicted model, not a curated record.